Ectocarpus sp. CCAP 1310/34 is the source of this 2406-nucleotide messenger RNA. Lineage: Eukaryota; Phaeophyceae; Ectocarpales; Ectocarpaceae. The record is from the annotation of a GenBank genome assembly.
CUUACGGGCCCUGAGCCAAACAAGGUUUGCCCCGCCACACCACUGCUGUAGGCUCCUGGCCGUACGAAACCAUGGCUAAUGAAGAGCUUCGCCUGGCUGACCACUUCCCGCUGGUACACAAGUCGUGCAAGAAGCCUGCCUCUAGAUUCUUCGAAUGCUUCUCCGAGAAGGCUGACCAGCCGCCAGAAGGGGAUGCGGCUGCCGCGAGAAAGGGCUUGGCCGCGUGCGCUGGCCUGAUGGCCGACUACGACAAGUGCAUGUCCAAGGUUCCCGCAAGGCCGCUCAUUCGGGUUCAAGAAGAGUACCGUCUUGCCCCAGGCGCCAAGCGGUAACAAAUCCGGAAGUUCUUGCUGUGUGUGCAGCACAGGAAAAGUUUUUCUGAGCGUCGUCCCGUGUAUGCUUUCAGAAACGACGGCUCCAAGCACACACGUGCCAACGUGACAACAAAAAAAUCUCUUGAAGACCCCGGGCUUUCCGGGCUCGGCUGCCCGAGCCACCCGUUGAAGAAAGCGUGUACAAAGUCCGUCGUCGUUCAUUGGAUGGAUCUAUUCCGCUUGUCUGUAUGCGGCGGGGGGAUUGCUCCUGCCCGUGGCCGCCUUCCUUGCCGUAUGGGCCUGCUUGCGGGGGCUGACCUACUUUUUUUGCGGGCGGAGUGAUGUGUGCUCCUGUGUGAGGGAUGAAGUGCACUUGUGGUUGUCUUGUCUGGCGUACUUGUGCAGUUGUGCUUGUUUUGCCGGAGCUGAAGCCGUAGGCUUUCAGUAUCUCCCUCUUUCUUCGGUGCUUGGGGGGGUGGGGGUGGGGGGUGACGCCAAACCGUUGCUUGUCCUAGCCUGUCGACACGGAUAACCGUUCCUGCUCCUCGUAGAGACACGCCGACGUUCGGGCGCUACUUUCGUGCCCCCUGCACGGGGAACCUCGGUUGUGAAACGGGGUUUUCUCUGGACUGGAUUCUCGCUGGUUGCGUCAUGAAUCACUGGGCUUGGGAGUAUUUUCUCGCUGGCUGGAAGUCGCCACCAUUUUUUUCAAAUAUGUUGCUUUGAGUUCAUUCCAUCCUUGACACGUCUGGGUAUCUUUCAACAUGUGGUGGUGGAAAAAGUGACGCUUUCGCUAGCGUGUAAAUGAGUAGAUUAUUGGCCCGUUCUUCGACGCGCGCGACACCGGUGCAUGUCAUGGUUCUUGGGAAUGUCGGUUACUGAGGAGACCACACGCUCCAAGGAGGCCAUCAAGUGGUUGCCUGACUCUCGAAAUUUUUGUUUGGGGCUAAGUUUUUCCGGCUGUAGUCAUGGGUAGAAGCCCCAUCCUGGCCGUAGUUGUGGAUUGCAGCCCCUGAUGAACCAACACGCUGAACCCCUCGGGGGGAAGACAUGGCGUCACGAAAUGUGGCAGCUGCUGUCUCCAAGGAAUUGUCAGCGUGGCGAUGCACGUGACUUGCACUACAGCUGUUUGCCAGGUGUGUUUUUUUUUUGCAAUCUGUUCGCCGCCCAUGAUACACGAACAUCGCAACCCGGAUCUCGACCGCGUUGAAGACUCUCAGAGGGGUGUCGUUUCGUGUCACCCCGGAGCCAGGACGGCGGGAGUAAGAAGGGCACAAUGAACUCAAGAAAAGAUGAUCUCGAUUACCUGGCGGCGUUUGUGGGUGGGUUCGGGCAGGAAUCUGUUAAGGGCAGGCCCCAGUGCGACAGGGAGUGGUCCAGCUGAGGGAGGAUGCGGGGGGAGUGGUGGUGAGAACGCGGGUGAGGGCAACGCCCCGACAGGUCGUUGGGAGAUGGUCCCUGUCGGUGGUGAGUUUACAACGUCAGAAGUGCCUGCGCAGGACGUAAGGGACAACGACGGUUACCUUCCCCGACCGGUUACGAUGGCUUUCUCGCUGUCGGUUUUGGAGGGGGCUGGAGUGUCUAGCGGGGGUGGCUCUUGAACAAUUUUCCGAGGCAGAAGGUGAAAGUUGGUCUGUCCGUGGCGUCGGCUUGCGUUUCGUCAUAUACCGUUCAUGGAUCAGGACUACCAUGUUAUUUAUGUGCAUGUCGAAGUUGGCGUGGACCAUUCUUCUAGCCACUAGGAGCGCCGGCGUGUUGCGCACCUAUGCCGCGUAAUAGAUUUUCUCGAAGUACAAGUCUUGUGUAUGGGUGAAAACACUGGUCGUUCUCCCUAGCCGGACCCAUGUCAGUCAGCGGGGAUUCUCUUCGCUGCCGUAUUCAGCCGAGAGCGUUGCAGUGGCGAAGUGAAGUUGAACUGCGUCCAGUUAUUUCUUGGUGUUUAUUGACAAGGAGAGCAUACAGCAGUAACCAUCCCGAAUGUCUUACAACACCGGUAAACCAACCUGACCUGAAGUAGCUACCUUCCUACCGCCCGGGACAAAUCAUCCUCAAGGCUGUGUUGGUGAAGAAUCCGAAGUCGGUCCGAUACGUG